AUGAAUUGUGAAAGAAGAAGAGAGAGAAAGCCAAAUGAUCAGACUCCUACUUGUUUUUUACGGGACACACAUGACUGCUUGAUCAAGCUUCUUGGUCUCGUGGACGAUCAAGGCCAUCUUGAUAACGCAUCAGCUGUGCUAACUGAAGUUGGUCUGCUGCAUAGCUUAAUCGAAGACACUGAGACGGAAACUCCGAAGAUUGGUCCGUCUCUCGAGAUGGAGGAGAAACGACGCGAUGCUGGAACCCUAGCUUUUGCUGGUAGCUCUGGCGAUUCUCCGGCAUCUGAGCCUUCGACGCGGCGGCGCGGCGGAGCUUCGAAAAGAAAAGCGAAUGCUCUCGGGACCUCCAAUUUCUCUUCCUCGUCGUCGAAGAGGAUGUUGACGCGCGAGAAGGCGAUGCUUGCGUCUUUCUCCCCGGUCCACAACGGGCCUCUGACCAGAGCUCGCCAGGCGCCGAGCAACAUGCCGUCCGCGGCUGGGGUGAAGUCGGAGCUCUCAAAUGUCGCGGUGGGUGCUGACGGCGAGAAGCCGAAGGAGGAGGAAGAACGGAACAAGGCGAUCCGUGAGUGGGAGGCUCUGGAGGCUAAGAUCGAAGCUGAUUUCGAAGCAAUUAGAUCUCGAGACAGCAAUGUUCAUGUGGUGCCUAAUCAUUGCGGUUGGUUCUCAUGGGAGAAAAUCCACAUGCUUGAGGAGCGUUCAUUGCCGUCUUUUUUCAACGGCAAGUUGGAGGGUCGCACUUGUGAGGUAUACAGAGAAAUACGGAACUGGAUCAUGAGGAAGUUUCAUUCCGAUCCCAACACACAAAUAGAACUAAAAGACUUAGCAGAACUCGAUGUUGGAGACUCGGAAGCGAAGCGAGAGGUGAUGGAGUUCUUGGACUACUGGGGGUUAAUCAAUUUCCACCCGUUCCCAUCAGCAGAUGCUAGCUCUACUGCUGGUGAUCAUGUUGAUUUAGGGGAUAAGGAGUCGUUGCUUAACAGUUUAUAUCGGUUUCAAGCGGAUGAGGCUUGCCCUGCUCUUGUCCACAAGCCUAGUCUCACAGCGCAAGCUUCUUCAUCAGGGUUGUUACCAGAUCCUGUGGCAGCUGAUGACCUGAUGAAGCAAGAAGGUCCAGCUGUCGAAUAUCACUGCAACUCCUGUUCAGCUGAUUGCUCUCGCAAGCGCUACCACUGCCCUACGCAGGCAGAUUUUGACUUGUGUACGGAAUGCUUUAACAGUGGAAAGUUCAGCUCAGAUAUGUCAUCUUCCGACUUUUUCCUGAUGGAGCCUGCUGAGGCCGCUGGCGUUGGUAGUGAGAAGUGGACUGAUGAUGAGACUCUUCUUCUCCUUGAAGCUUUAGAGCUCUUCAAGGAGAACUGGAAUGAGAUUGCAGAGCAUGUUGCUACGAAGACUAGAGAUCAGUGUAUGCUUCAUUUUUUCCAAAUGCCAAUCGAGGAGGAAAUUCUUGAUCUAAAUGACAACAAAGAUCCAAGUACAAAAGACACUACAGAUUUAGCUGUGUGUAAAGAUGAGAAACCUGUUCUGAAAGAUGCACCUGAAGAGACGGAGAAUAAGAGUCGUGUUGAUGAAGUUGAAACUGUGAAGGAAGUUCCAGAACCAGAAGAUGACAAUGAAGGUAAAGUUUCUCAGGAGUCUUCAAAGCCUGGAGGAGAUAAGGGUGAAGAAACUAAUGAAGUGGAAGCUGAGCCAAAAACGCCCAAGCUAGAAACGGUUGUUGAUGAAAGAUGUCAAGAUGAGGCUGAUGAAAACAUUGCUCUGAAAGCUCUGACUGAAGCCUUUGAAGACGUUGGUUAUCCCAUCACACCUGAAGAUUCUGUUUCCUUUGCUGAUUUAGGAAAUCCUGUCAUGGGACUGGCAGCUUUUCUGGGGAGAUUGGCGGGAUCUGACGUUGCUACUGCUUCAGCACGGGCUUCCAUAAAAUCUCUUAAUGGCAACUCUGGAUUGUCGCUUGCCACAAGACAUUGUUUUAUUCUGGACGAUCCACCAGACAACAAGAAGGAUGUAAUUGAAUCGAAAAGUGUGGAUGCAGCAGGGAAGGAUGAGAAUGCCCAUAAAGAUGAGCAGCCAGAAGAAAAAAAACAGGAAGCAGAAGAUGUCCCAUUGAAAUCAGAUGAUAUGGAAAUGCCAGAUAUUGAUCCAGCCAAAGAAAAUCAGGAUUCAGUGACUGAAGAAAAGCAACCAGAUAUCGAACAAGAUAAGGGAUCUAGUAAGCCAGCCGCAACUGAAAAUUCAGGGAAACCAGCGGAUAUAACUAGUCCAUCUGUGGACAAAUGUUCAGCAAAGGAACUUGAAGAACCUUUGAAGGAUGGAAAUAAGCUUUCUAGUGAAAACAAAGACGCCUCUCAAGAAACUGUUUCUCAGUCAGCUGUAGAUGCUUCUUCUCAGCCAGAAGCAUCCAAAGAUGUGGAGAUGAAGGAUGCAUUACAGUCAGAGAAGGAUCCUCAAGAUAUUGUCAAAACAGUAGGAGAGGAGGUUGCAAAGGAUGAUCCUAUUACGACAGACACGUCUGUUGCACAGCAUCCCAUUGGAUUAGCUUCUGUACCGGAAAAUGGAACAGCUGAAUGUGAAAAUCCAGAUAAAGAAGGAAAUAAAGAGAAGGAUCUUUGUCAAGGGACAAAAGACAAGCAUAACCUCGAUAAGCUUAAGCGCGCAGCUAUCUCUGCUCUCUCAGCUGCUGCAGUAAAGGCAAAGCUUCUUGCGAAGCAAGAAGAAGAUCAAAUCCGACAACUUUCUGGAUCAUUGAUAGAGAAGCAGUUACAUAAACUAGAAGCAAAGCUAUCAAUCGUCAACGAAUCUGAAAGCUUGACGUUAAGGGUGAAAGAGCAAUUAGAGAGGUCAAGGCAACGACUCUACCAUGAAAGGGCACAGAUCAUAGCAGCUCGACUCGGUGUCCCACCUUCAAUGAACUCAAAAGCAUCGUUACCAACAAACAGAAUCGCUGCAAACUUUGCUAAUGUGGCUCAAAGACCUCCCAUGGGUAUGGCCUUUCCGCGCCCACCAAUGCCAAGACCUCCCAUGGGUACAUCAUCACACUCUGUUCCUGGUUCACUUGUAUCUGCCACAGCAAUAACCGGAAGUUCAAAUCCACCUCCGGCUUCAGACAAUGUUUCUUCGGUUUAG
Messenger RNA from Microthlaspi erraticum, 3120 nucleotides. NCBI's taxonomy places the organism in Eukaryota, Viridiplantae, Streptophyta, Magnoliopsida, Brassicales, Brassicaceae. The record is from the annotation of a GenBank genome assembly.